AUGAACCGAGGCUCGCGAACUCCGUUCCAGCCGCCGCGCGGCCCGCCGCCGCGGCAGGGCUUUUCUUCAGGAGGCUGCAGGUUUCCUCCGAGCACGGGCGUCGACGCUUCGUGUUUCACGCAGUGGAAUGGCGAUCAGGGUCCGUUUUUGUCUCCCGGCGAGGAGAGGUCUCGCCGCUCGGCGGCGUGGGUGAAGCGGCAAAGGCCAGACAGCUUUUCAGGCACUAUGGGAAGCCGCGGUCUGCAGGGGAUGCAAAGUGACUUUCCGCCGCCAAAACGUGGCCACACACAGACUGAGUCGUGCCCAGGAAGGAAUAGCGGACAACAGGUGGCCGUAUCGCAGUCCAGUCAGAUCCACGGGCCGCCACGGGGGGUGUCCAGAGACUCCGCCGUCCCCGUGAGAGUUCACCCGUCUUCCGGCACCACACGUCGUUCACGUUUCCCGCAGACACCGGAAUCCUCUGGACAUGUCCAGGCAGAUUUCAAUAGGAACCCGCACGAGCGUGUUUCCACGCUUCAGCCAAACCCCGGUGGAGCAGCCGUCUCGCAAACGAGGUCGCGCAGUCCUUCGGCACACACGAAUUUCAGGCGUCCCGACCCGCCUCGAGGUUUGCAACUCGAGCUGCCCCUCAGAGGCAGCCCCGAUGCACAUAUGAGGCGUGGAGAAGCCCGACAGCCGUCGUCGAGCGAGGGCACCCACCGCAGAGCUUCCGAGGCCAGCGGUCAAUGCCAACGUGACUGGCAAAACAACGAAUGUGCAGCACAGCCUGCGAGUCUCAGCGUCAAGCAAUGGAGAGAUCUUCUGAGCAAGUGGCGCCGACAAGUGCACCUAUGGACGAACCUUCCCGAAAGCGUCUAUUGCAGGAUCGCGAGUAUGCCUGUCAAAGAACAAGUGAAAGCCCUCGGAAGCAUGACAGCCCGGGAAUUGGACUCAAGAGACGAGAUCCACGAAACUGCUGCAGCCAGCGAUGGAGCCUGCCAACCACCCCCCAACAAUGAGGUUCGGCAAGCAACUCGGCUUCGCUUUGCAGGCCAGUUUUAUUUGUACCCUCGUGGUAUCGAACAACCUUGCAUCGCAGGAAGUUCGACGUUGCCCAUGAAAACGACUUCGCAGCUGCAGCUGCUGAGCUCUCUAAACGUAUGA
Messenger RNA from Besnoitia besnoiti, 1143 nucleotides. RefSeq lists its product as uncharacterized. The transcript is spliced from 5 exons. The record is from RefSeq and is a predicted model, not a curated record. The coding region runs from base 1 to 1143 and encodes 380 amino acids. NCBI's taxonomy places the organism in Eukaryota, Apicomplexa, Conoidasida, Eucoccidiorida, Sarcocystidae.